AAAGGAACACCUCUGAGCAUUCUAAAGCUCAUAGUCCUCUCCUCCCAGAGCAUUUCACAUCGGUCUCAUCUCCACCUGCUUGUAUCCAGCGCCUCGUCACUCUACAAAACAACAACACAUACUUCCAAAACACAGCACAUACCUCCAAAGGAUGAGCCGCAGCAACAAGAAGAGCUCUAGGGGCCUUGACCUGAAACUGAACCUCUCACUUCCUGCAACAGGGGACUCCUCCGGGAGGGUGAUGGCUGAUGAGGAGUCAUCCCCGAGCUCCUGCCUGUCGUCAGAGAACGAGCAUGGCCUGCAGUGGUCCAACAGCCCUGAGGCCACAUCCAUGGUUCUUGCUGCCUGUCCUCGCUGCUUCAUCUACGUCAUGCUCCCACAAGAUGAUCCUUGGUGCCCCCAGUGCAAGAGCCCUGUGCUCCUUGACUUCCUGCAGGACAACAGCAACAACAGUAAUAAUAGCAGCAGGAGGAGCAGGAAGGGAUGAACGAUAUGGUUCCAUUAGGCUGAGCAUCAUGAAAAAGAGUUCUAUGAAGUCUUCCAGUAGUUCUAUUUUCUCCAGUCAUUUCUUCAGUGUGACUGAUAUAUACAUACUAAAAUAACGAAACGAGCACCCAUACGCUAGUAUUACAA
Molecule: messenger RNA, 633 nt
Organism: Zea mays
Lineage: Eukaryota; Viridiplantae; Streptophyta; Magnoliopsida; Poales; Poaceae
Exons: 2
Coding region: 152-487 (111 amino acids)
Source: RefSeq, marked validated